Mangifera indica (mango) is the source of this 2858-nucleotide messenger RNA. RefSeq names its product calmodulin-binding protein 60 B-like. Gene Ontology annotation, molecular function: calmodulin binding; sequence-specific DNA binding; DNA-binding transcription factor activity. The record is from RefSeq and is a predicted model, not a curated record. The transcript has 8 exons. NCBI's taxonomy places the organism in Eukaryota, Viridiplantae, Streptophyta, Magnoliopsida, Sapindales, Anacardiaceae. The coding region runs from base 418 to 2286 and encodes 622 amino acids. Gene Ontology annotation, cellular component: nucleus. Gene Ontology annotation, biological process: regulation of salicylic acid biosynthetic process.
GAAUAUCAAGCAGUCCCAAUCAGCAACAGAUUCGCUUGAAUUCAAAACCAAAGCCGUCGCUACACACAAAUGGACAAAAGUUGAAGAAAACACUCUAGUGAAGCGAAAAUUCGCAGUCAUUUCCACGAAACUUCUUACGUACUCUAAAAUUGAAAUUCCUGUCCUUCAGGUUUUACUUUCCCGCUCGCUUUUCACCUUUUUCUUUUCUUUUUUAUCCUAUUUUUAUUCUCUUCCUUUUUAGCUCAAUUUCAGUUACUCUAUCCAAAUCUUGAAUCUCAGUGCUUUUUAUUAAUUUGAUUUGAGCUUGUCAUCUUGGAGUUUAUCAGAGUAUAACGGUACGGAAAGUGAGUUUCAUUGAUUUUUCCUUUGUUUUCGAGGAGUUUCUGUUGAGAAUACGUUACGGCCGUGAUUCAGAAGAUGCAAACGAGGUACGUGGAGAGAUCUAAUAGUAAGCGACGGUUGGACUCCAGUUCAGCUGAAGAAGGUCAGCCUGAUAGGAAACGACCUGCUUUGGCUAGUGUCAUUGUUGAAGCUCUCAAGGUUGAUAGUUUACAGAAACUUUGCUCGUCAUUAGAGCCUAUUCUUCGAAGAGUUGUUAGUGAAGAGGUGGAAAGGGCUUUGGCAAAGCUGGGCCCUGCCAAACUAACCAGGAGGUCUUCUCCUAAACAUAUAGAAGGACCUGAUGGAAGAAACUUGCAGCUGCACUUCAAGUCCAGGUUGUCGCUUCCUCUUUUCACCGGAGGGAAAGUAGAAGGAGAGCAUGGUGCUGCAAUCCACAUUGUCUUGAUUGAUGCAAAUGCAGGACAUGUUGUCACAUCGGGUCCUGAGUCUAUAGCGAAAUUGGAUGUUGUGGUGCUUGAGGGUGAUUUUAACAAUGAAAGUGAUGAUACUUGGACUCAAGAAGAAUUUGAGAGUCAUGUGGUUAAAGAGCGCGAAGGAAAGAGACCGCUUUUAACUGGCGAUCUGCAAGUGACACUGAAGGAAGGAGUAGGGACAUUAGGGGAGCUUACUUUUACUGAUAAUUCAAGCUGGAUAAGGAGCAGGAAGUUCAGGCUAGGGCUAAAGGUUGCCUCAGGUUGUUGUGAAGGCAUUCGCAUUCGUGAAGCAAAAACAGAGGCCUUCACUGUUAAGGAUCAUCGGGGAGAAUUGUAUAAGAAACACUAUCCACCUGCCCUAAAUGAUGAGGUUUGGAGAUUGGAGAAGAUUGGUAAAGAUGGGUCAUUUCAUAAGAGGCUGAAUAAAGCUGGAAUAUACACAGUUGAAGACUUCCUGCGACUUGUAGUUACAGACUCACAGAGAUUGCGAAAUAUUCUUGGAAGUGGCAUGUCAAAUAAAAUGUGGGACGUCCUUGUGGAGCAUGCAAAGACUUGUGUUCUAAGUGGGAUAGUUUAUGUGUAUUAUCCUGAUGAUGCAAGGAAUAUUGGCGUUGUCUUCAACAAUAUUUAUGAGUUCUGUGGCCUUAUCUCUAAUGGACAAUAUCUCUCAAGUGAUUCUCUUUCUGACAGUCAGAAGGUUCCUGUUGACACCUUAGUCAAGAAGGCAUAUGACAAUUGGAAUCAUGUAAUAGAGUAUGAUGGCAAAUCUCUUUUAGGGUUUACACAAAAUAAGUGCGGAGGUGCUCCUGAAACUGAUGUUCCAACAAAUGCAUUUGAUCAGGUCACUUUACCAACCCUGUCAGUUCCAGCUCCUCCAGAGCAGCCAUCCAUGCAUUCAGGCUUAACAGCUGGAGGUUAUACUGAUAGUACACCUUCCAGAUUCUCGAUACAGCAACAAAAUGUUAACCUCAGUGCUCCAAUCCAGUAUGAUGGUGCUUCAUUCCCGUUUCAGAAUCCGUUGAUGGCUGUUUCACAGCAAGCCCAUCUUUCAAGAAGUGAGAACAUCUUGGCCCUCGGUCCACCACACACAUCAUCAUUGGGUUUCCAGGAUGUUGGCACGUCAAAUCCUACUAGUUAUAGGGGAGUUGAGGACUUCCUCACAGAGGAGGACAUUCGUAUGAGAAGUCACGAGAUGCUUGAAAAUGAGGACCUGCAGAAUCUACUUCGUAUAUUCAACAUGGGAGGCCAGGGCCAUUCUUCUGUCAAUGUAACAGAUGAUGGAUACCCUUACUCGUCUGCAUUCAUGGGUAACCCGGCUACCAAUUACAGCUUUGAGGAUGAUCGCUCUCGUUCAUCAGGCAAAGCUGUUGUUGGUUGGCUGAAACUUAAAGCAGCCCUUCGAUGGGGUAUCUUUGUCAGGAAGAAGGCCGCUGAGAAGCGGGCACAACUUGUUGAGUUGGAUGAUUCAUAGAUACGACCUGUAAAGCAAAGUUGAUCUGGUCUUUUGUUAAUAGGCUACCUCCUCCCACCAUGCUCGAUCGUAUUCCAAUGUGAGUUAACAAGAAGGCAUGGACUUCAAAUUCUUAGUUGGCUCCUUGGAUUAUGAUCCUGACAUUUGAGGAUCUCCCUGCUUGUACAGUUCUUGCCUGUAUAUAAGCUUGCAUCUUCUGUAUUAACAACUGUUAGUCUUUUUCCACCGAUGAGCAUUGUCUCCGGAAAUCAUGAUGACAGAUACAGUUGAGCUGUUUCAACUGCAGAUGUCUGCGGACGGGUGCUUUACAGGGAGCCUUUCCAAAAGCCGGAAAACUUGGCACAGGUCUUGCUUUUAUUUACUUUUGGAGACAAAUUCGAUAGAAAUGGAGGUCUAACUUCAUCACUUUCAGAUUUGGCAAGUAUGUUGUAUCCUAUUUCGCACUCACUUCUUUUCAUUAUGUUAGUUGCCACGGACUUAACAUAUGUUGAUGUUUUUGUUCUGUAAUUAUGGUGGUCUUUAUCUUACUUGAUCAAACAUUAGUAAUGUAUAAUAAAAUCGUGUUUUAUUAA